Molecule: messenger RNA, 1844 nt
Organism: Mya arenaria
Lineage: Eukaryota; Metazoa; Mollusca; Bivalvia; Myida; Myidae
Product: 2-phosphoxylose phosphatase 1-like
Exons: 4
Coding region: 84-1682 (532 amino acids)
Biological process (GO): glycosaminoglycan biosynthetic process; dephosphorylation; chondroitin sulfate proteoglycan biosynthetic process
Cellular component (GO): Golgi apparatus
Molecular function (GO): phosphatase activity
Source: RefSeq, a predicted model, not a curated record
UGCUAUAUCUCGUGAGGUUAAAUGAUAACAUGAUGGUUGUUAUAUAGCUUUCCUUUGUUUAAUUCAUCAAGCUAUAAGCACAGAUGCUCAAGAGUAAUGGAUUUAACCGGCUCGAAGUGUGUAGUUUGUUUACAAUGGUUUAUUUAUACAGGUUUGCAGACAGAUGUGGCCACUCACUCACACAGACUGGAAUCCUCAAGACAAUGAUCAGACGAAAACGAUUUGUCCUGAAAAUAAUCAUCAUUGUUAUCUUGCUGGGUUUCGUUGCAUUAUUCGCACUCGGGCCGUUAUUUCAUAGACAUAGUGAACACGAUGGGCCCGUGAUGUACGUCGACACGGAGAAAACAAGACCCAAUGUACAUACUAUGCAAGAUGAAGGAACGUAUGAGAAUGCCAGCAGUGGUGACGUUGAAUACAUCGAGGAUUACUGCAACUCCCCAUUUAAGCCGCUUACUGGAGACGAAGGAGCAGUUCCGGAAGGCUAUAAAUUACGAUUGGUUCACGUUUUCACCCGACAUGGUGAUAGAACCUCCCUGCACGCACUGUCGGGAUUCCCAACCAGCAGAUACAGUUGUCACUUUGCGUCAUGGUACAACGGUUCAGAUCCGAAGAUCAGAUAUUUCCCGCAGUACAUGGAUAAGAUGGCGGGGACGCAGCGUUCAAGGAGUCAUUUUAACAACUGGUCACUGUAUCCCAACAAGGCCAAAUGUGGUCCCUCAGAGCUGACCAGCCGAGGAGCUUUGCAACAUAUCCGCAAUGGACAACAUCUGUUUAAGAAAUAUAUUGCUCGGCAUGGGCUGAUUAGUUUGAAAGAAAACUAUUCCAGUCAGGUUAUUGUAAAAAGCACGGCGUAUUCAAGAACGUACCAAAGUGCUAAUGCUUUCCUCUACGGAUUUCUCCCACAAUACAAUGUUUCUAUUUUAGGUAUUCAGUAUUCACAGAGUUUAGAAUUUUGUUCAUCUAACCCUCUUUCACCGGGGAUGUGUUCCUGUCGGAGGGUGCAGACUUUGAGAAACAGACUGGGUCGAUUUUCCAGUCUUAUUUCUAGUAAUAGAGAAAGCCAUCGGAUGGUGAAGCGGCGAGUGGCUAAUGUAUUGGCGAUAGACUAUUUAGCUCUCCCAUGGUUAUCAGCUAUUGGCGAUAUAUUGACACCUGCAUAUUGCCACAAUCUCCCUAAGUAUUGCUCUGGUCUCAAACAAGAACAUUGCGUUUCUGGACCUCUUAUAAACUCAAUAUGGAAAGAAGUUACAGAAACAGAAAACAUCUUACAAGCUGAUGUCGAGUCAAAGAGUAUUGAAUAUGCUAAUAUAUUAAUGUAUCCCGUACUGUUAGAGAUAGCUCAACGACUUAUUCUUGUGUCACAAGGAAGGUUAGAUGUACGGUUUGUGUUAUAUUCCGGUCAUGAUGUCACCUUAGCACCUUUGCUGCAAGUACUAGGUAUUCACAAUGGUCGAUUUCCACCGUAUGCUUCAAGACUGGUCAUCGAAGCGCUGGAGGCAACCAAAACUCAUCUGUUUAUGCUGAAAUUUAUAUACAACGGCGUUGACACGACUAGAAGGAUCCCAUUUUGUGAAUCGGAUCUAGUAGAUGGAAUGUGCCCGCUAAAAGUAUUCCAUAGUUACGUGGUUGAUGAAUUGUCGAAUCAAUAUGAGUUAAGUGGUUGCAAAGUUGAACGAGGUUGAUUUACAUGCGAAGAAGUUGUCACCCUCUAGCAAUGGUCAAUAAUUUGUCCACUCCAGCCAUGGUCAAUAAUUUGUCCACUUCAACCAUGGUCAAGAAUUUGUCCACUCCAGCCAUGGUCAAGAAUUUGUCCACUCCAACCAUGGUCAAGAAUUUGUCCACUC